AUGUCUUUACGUUUCUCUAAAUUCACCUAUAAAUCUUUCAAAUUAUUCUUGUUGUUAUGGAUGUUUUAUAUGAUAUCAACACAGAAAAUAUCCUCAUACAAUAAGAAAUCAUUUGAUAACUCAGUUUUAAACCAGAUCCUACGCCAAGAUCAUUCACAUGCUGACAUUAGUGAACCAAUUACUCAAUUGAGUCUUGUAAUUGCUCAUCCAGAUGACGAAUUAAUGUUUUUUGCUCCCACUUUAUUACAAUUAAAUCGUUUUCUACCAACUUCUAUACCGUUUAAUAUCAUAUGCUUUUCAGAUGGGGAUGCUGAAGGAUUAGGUUAUUUAAGAAGAAAAGAAUUGCACGAUUCAAUCAAUUUAUUGCUUUCUUCUUCAAAUAAUCGUAAAAUCAAUAUAUCAAUUUUAGACUUCAUAGAUGGCAUGGAUCAAGUUUGGGACGGGAAACAAUUAUUAUCCUCUCUACAGAACGAAUUGUUGGUAAAUGUACCUCCUAGUAUCAAGAAUAAUAUUUUAUUGACAUUUGAUGCAAAUGGGAUAUCAAAUCAUCCAAAUCAUAUUGCUUGCAACAAAGCCGUCCAUGAUUUGAUUUCUUAUGAUGGAGGAAAAGACAAAGAAAUGAAUAUAAUUGGGCUGAUGUUGAGCAGUAAGAGUGAUGAAUAUAAUAUCGUUAUGAAUUUGCUAUCAAAAUACACUUUUUUUGUCAUUGAUUUAGUCAAAGUAUAUUGGAAUCUUGCUACGGGCACUUUUAAUACUAUUCCUAAUUCGGCCAGUUUAGAGUUAUCAUUUAUUAACACAUACUCGCAGUAUAUAUUGUCGUACGCUUCAAUGCUGAACACACAUAAAUCACAAAUGGUUUGGUUUAGAUAUGGUUGGUGGUGGUUCUCGAGAUUCGUUUUCUCGAAUGAUUUGCUGGUUGUCUCAAAUAUAAAUAACGUGUAG
Naumovozyma dairenensis CBS 421 is the source of this 942-nucleotide messenger RNA. RefSeq names its product N-acetylglucosaminylphosphatidylinositol deacetylase (gene GPI12). The record is from RefSeq and is a predicted model, not a curated record. Lineage: Eukaryota; Fungi; Ascomycota; Saccharomycetes; Saccharomycetales; Saccharomycetaceae. Gene Ontology annotation, molecular function: N-acetylglucosaminylphosphatidylinositol deacetylase activity. Gene Ontology annotation, cellular component: endoplasmic reticulum. Bases 1 to 942 code for a protein of 313 amino acids. The transcript has a single exon. Gene Ontology annotation, biological process: GPI anchor biosynthetic process.